Molecule: messenger RNA, 1896 nt
Organism: Pygocentrus nattereri (red-bellied piranha)
Lineage: Eukaryota; Metazoa; Chordata; Actinopteri; Characiformes; Serrasalmidae
Gene: gjb9b
Product: gap junction protein beta 9b
Exons: 3
Coding region: 554-1360 (268 amino acids)
Biological process (GO): cell communication
Cellular component (GO): connexin complex
Source: RefSeq, a predicted model, not a curated record
UAGUAGUAGUAGUUUUUAUAAUAAAGCCGAUGAGGUGUGGAUGUAAUUCUGUCUCACCACAAGAUGGCUAAUCACUACCUUUAGUAAAGCUAGCAUGCUAAUGUGAGCUAGAUAGUGAAACUCCAGUGAACAAUAUAGUGACUGGUGGAAAUUUAUGUAAAUAUUCAUUUGGACAUGGUGACCAUAUUUUAGUUCACAAAAAAGAGGACACUAGAGGACAGGACACAAUGUGAAAACAAAGCCAAAUCCUGGACAUUUUAGACUAUUUAGAAACUCCAAUCAGAUCAAUUUUUCAGGUCCUGAAAAGAAGACAUGUGCUGGAAAAGGAGGACGUAUGGUUACGUGGAGGCGAAGUGGAAAAGUGUCCUGUGGUCUGUUAAAUCAACAUCUGAAAUUCUUUUUGGAAAUCAUGGACACUGUGUCCUCUGGGCUAAAGACCAUCAGCACACAAUUCAAAAGCUAGCAUCUGUGAUGGGUUCAUUCACCCUCACUGCUGUACCCGGCAAGAAUUAUGAGCUGCCUCAACUGGAAGUGAGCUGCUUUCCUCCCAAAGAUGAACUGGGCAGGCCUGGAAGUCCUGCUUGGGGGAGUGAGCAAAUACUCCACCGUUUUUGGCCGUGUCUGGCUCUCCGUGGUCUUCAUAUUCCGUAUUCUGGUGUUCGUGGUGGCUGCACAGCCAGUGUGGGGAGAUGAGACCAAAGAUUUUGUGUGCAACACGGCCCAACCAGGCUGCAGCACUGUGUGCUACAACCACAUUUUCCCCAUCUCUCACGCACGUUUGUGGGCCCUACAGCUCAUCAUGGUAACUUGCCCAUCUCUGCUGGUGGUGGCUCAUGUCAAGUUUAGGGAACAGAAGAAUCAGAAGUAUACUCAGUCACACACUGGCAAAUAUCUGUACGCCAAUCCAGGCAGGAAGCGUGGGGGCCUGUGGUACACAUAUCUGAUCAACCUCAUAUUCAAAGCAGCUAUUGAUGGUGCCUUCCUCUACAUCCUGUACUAUGUCAAUGAUGGGUAUGGCUUGCCCAGUCUGUCAAAGUGCAGCCUAAAUCCUUGUCCCAAUACGGUGGACUGCUUCAUCUCCCGUCCAACUGAAAAGAGGAUCUUUAUUAUCUUCAUGGUCGUCUCCUCUGCUUUGUGCAUCCUCAUGUGUAUCAUUGAGAUAAUCUACCUGCUGUUCAAACGUUGUCACAAGUUGCUCCGUAAGCAUCUGGACCAAGAGCACAUGAAGUCCAUUGACGAACAUGAGCUGCGUGUUCUGCCUCAGUCUAGGGCUAAAUACAUUAGAGUGGACCCCACUGCCUCUUCCACUCAGAGCCUCGACAAGUUCAUAAAGGAGUUGGCCAUUUCUGAGAUGAGUUAAUACCACUAACCUUGUCUGGAACUGAACUUUUUCACAUGAAUAGCACUGUCACUGGGGCAGUACCCCCCUUGUCACUUGUCACUACCUUUAAUCAGGGAACAUAAUUGUACCAUAAUCCAUUGAAAUUAUAUCUUCCAAGAUGUAUUGACUCUACAUUUCCUGCCUCAUCUGCAGCAUUUUAAUUUUAUUUUUCUGUUUUACAACAUUAGGUUAUAAAAAGACACAAACAUGUACUUUUCACCUGGGAAAAACUUAUUAAAGGUACAGAGUUGGACCUUAAAACCACUGUUGUACAUUUAAGGGGACAUUUAUAUUGUCUGUCCCUUGAUGGACAAAAAUGUAUCUGUAAGUUCUUAGAGCACUGUAAAACAAUAUCUCAGGAAAUACGUAGCUAUUUCCUGUAAUAACUUUCUGUGAGGUAUGCUUCAGACGUUCGGUUCCUAUCACCACUAUGUAUCAUGUUUCUUUCUUGACAAGUUUCUCUAAAAUUGUGCAUUUCACAUCAACUAUUCUAAAUGACUGUGUUUACAUCAAAA